Messenger RNA from Poecile atricapillus (Black-capped chickadee), 954 nucleotides. RefSeq lists its product as uncharacterized. The transcript is spliced from 5 exons. The record is from RefSeq and is a predicted model, not a curated record. Gene Ontology annotation, cellular component: immunoglobulin complex, circulating; external side of plasma membrane; blood microparticle. Bases 1 to 954 code for a protein of 317 amino acids. Gene Ontology annotation, biological process: positive regulation of B cell activation; phagocytosis, recognition; innate immune response. Lineage: Eukaryota; Metazoa; Chordata; Aves; Passeriformes; Paridae. Gene Ontology annotation, molecular function: antigen binding; immunoglobulin receptor binding.
AUGGGGACACUCCGGGCGGCCGUGACCCUGCUGGAGUCCGGGGGGGACCUCCAGCCCCCCGGGGGGUCCCUGCGCCUCCUCUGCCGCGCCUCUGGAUUUGAGUUCGGGAAUUUUGCGAUGUACUGGAUCCGCCAGAAACCCGGGAAGGCGCUGGAAUACGUCGCGAGCAUCUACACUGAUGGAUCCUACACCGACUACGCGCCAUCCGUGAAGAGCCGGUUCACCCUCACCAGGGACAACGGGCAGAGCUCGGUGACGCUGAGCAUGAACAACCUCCAGGACGAGGAUUCUGGGGUUUAUUUCUGUGCUAAAUCUGCUGGUACUGGUGCUGGACCUGGUGCUUAUGGUGAGCCGGCGCAGGGCCGGGCGCCGCUGGAGGAUUUUCUUUCCGCCGUCGUUGGUUGCGGAGCUCAGGUCACCGCGGGCGCCGGGGGCCGGCCACCGCUGCCGGCUGUAGCCAGCCCUGGCUCCUGCAGCCCCUGCUCCAGGUCACCGUGCGUUAUCUCUCUUCCUCCUGCUGGGCAGGAUAUUACAGCUCAGCCAAUCAGCAUCGCCCUCGUCCGGGCGGCCGUGACCCUGCUGGAGUCCGGGGGGGACCUCCAGCCCCCCGGGGGGUCCCUGCGCCUCCUCUGCCGCGCCUCUGGAUUUGAGUUUGGGGAUUUUGGGAUGUUCUGGUUCCGCCAGAAACCCGGGAAGGGGCUGGAAUACGUCGCGAGCAUCUACACCGAUGGAUCCUACACCGACUACGCGCCGUCCGUGAAGGGCCGGUUCACCCUCACCAGGGACAACGGGCAGAGCUCGGUGACGCUGAGCAUGAACAACCUCCAGGACGAGGAUUCCGGGGUUUAUUUCUGUGCUAAAAACGCCUUCAGUUACAUUGGUGCUGAUGAUGUUUCUCAAGCUGAGAAUUUGGGGCUGCAGCAGCCCAGCCGUGGCAGCGGCGGCCACGAGUGA